CUCCCCCGGCCCGCCGCGGCCGCUCCCGGCGCCGGCGCAGCGAUGGCGGAGGCCGUGGAGCGCACGGACGAGCUGGUCCGCGAGUACCUGCUCUUCCGCGGCUUCACGCACACGCUGCGGCAGCUGGACGCCGAGAUCAAGGCGGACAAGGAGAAGGGGUUCCGGGUGGACAAGAUCGUGGAGCAGCUGCAGCAGCUGAUGCAGGUGUAUGACCUGGCCGCCCUGCGCGACUAUUGGAGCUACCUGGAGCGGCGCCUCUUCAGCCGCCUGGAGGACAUCUACAGACCCACCAUCCACAAGCUCAAGACUAGCCUGUUCCGCUUCUACCUCGUCUACACCAUACAGACCAACCGUAACGACAAGGCUCAGGAGUUCUUCACGAAGCAGGCGGCGGAGCUCCAGAACCAGGCUGAGUGGAAGGAUUGGUUCGCGUUGCCCUUCCUGCCCUCCCCGGACACCAACCCCACCUUUGCCACCUACUUCUCUCGGCAGUGGGCCGACACCUUCAUCGUGUCCCUGCACAACUUCCUCAGCGUCCUAUUCCAGUGCAUGCCAGUGCCCGUGAUCCUGAACUUCGAUGCUGAGUGCCAGCGGACCAGCCAGGUUCAGGAGGAAAAUGAGGUUCUGCGCCAGAAGCUCUUCGCACUCCAGGCUGAAGUCCACCGGCUGAAGAAAGAGGAGCCACAGCCCGAGGAGGGGGAGGCCGUGGUCCAGCACAAGCUGCCCCCUUACGUCUCCAACAUGGACCGCCUGGGGGACUCGGAGCUGGCCAUGGUGUCCAGCCAGCGGCAUGCAGCUCUUUCACAGUCCCCUCGCGUCGGCUUCCUGUCCUCGCUGCUGCCUCAGAGCAAGAAGAGUCCCUCGAGGCUGUCGCCGGCCCAGGGCACCCUGCAGACGCAGAGCAUGGCCAAGAAAGAGUCCUCGAGCAGCCUGAGCGCAAAGAGCAAGGAGCCGGCGUGCGGGCCCAAGGACACCAAGAGCCUCUUCAGCGGGCUGGCCUCCGGGGAGUCCAGCUGGUCGCAGCACCGGCAGCGGCGUCUGCAGGACCACGGCAAGGAGCGGAAGGAGCUUCUGUCCACGUCGCUGCAGGGUGCCGACAGGAAGCCUGAGGCUGGUGGAGCGGAGGUCGAGCCCUGUGUGGAGCUCCAUGUAGAGGCAAUGGAGACACUGAUGCGGGUCCCAACGGCAGGCCCCGAGGGGGGUGCGGGGCGCCCCGAGCAGCCCUUCAUCGUGCUGGGCCAGGAGGAGUAUGGGGAGCACCACUCAUCCAUCAUGCACUGCAGAGUGGACUGCUCGGGGAGGAGGGUCGCCAGCUUGGACGUCGAUGGGGUCAUCAAAGUGUGGUCCUUCAACCCCACCAUGCAGACCAAGGCCUCCUCCAUCUCCAAGUCCCCCUUGCUGUCGCUGGAGUGGGCCACCAAGCGGGACCGGCUGCUCUUGCUGGGCAGUGGUGUGGGGACCGUGCGCCUCUACGACACGGAAGCCAAGAAGAAUCUCUGUGAAAUCAACAUCAAUGAGGACAUGCCCAGGAUCCUGUCUCUGGCCUGCAGCCCCAGCGGGGCCUCCUUUGUGUGUUCGGCUGCAGCGGCAGUAGCGCCCAGCCUGGCCUCCCAGGUGGACACGUCGGGCCUGGAAGGCGGCAGGAGCACCCCGCAGGUCCCCGGCCGGCUGCUGCUGUGGGACACGAAGUCCAUGAAGCAGCAGCUGCAGUUCUCUCUGGACCCGGAACCCAUCGCCAUCAACUGCACCGCUUUCAACCACAACGGAAACCUGCUGGUUACCGGUGCGGCCGACGGCGUCAUCCGGCUCUUUGAUAUGCAGCAGCACGAGUGCGCCAUGAGCUGGCAGGCCCACUGCGGCGAGGUCUACUCGGUAGAGUUCAGCUACGACGAGAACACAGUGUACAGCAUCGGCGAGGACGGCAAGUUCAUCCAGUGGAACAUCCACAAGAGCGGCCAGAAGGUGUCCGAGUACGGGCUCCCCGCCGACGCCACCGGCCCCUUCGUGCUGUCGGGGUACAGCGGCUACAAGCAGGUGCAGGUCCCGCGGGGCCGGCUCUUCGCCUUCGACUCGGAGGGCAACUACAUGCUGACGUGCUCUGCCACGGGGGGCGUCAUCUACAAGCUGGGUGGGGACGAGAAGGUUCUAGAGAGCUGCCUGAGCCUGGGUGGCCACCGUGCCCCCGUGGUCACCGUGGACUGGAGCACCGCCAUGGACUGCGGGAUCUGCCUCACCGCCUCCAUGGACGGCAAGAUCAAGCUGACCACUCUCCUGGCCCACAAAGUCUGAGGCCUCCCAGAAGCAGUAUUAGCCCAGGCCGGGAGCU
This is a messenger RNA of Sorex fumeus (smoky shrew), 2326 nucleotides long. RefSeq names its product WD repeat domain 91 (gene WDR91). Gene Ontology annotation, cellular component: early endosome membrane; extrinsic component of endosome membrane; late endosome membrane. The record is from RefSeq and is a predicted model, not a curated record. The coding region runs from base 43 to 2289 and encodes 748 amino acids. Gene Ontology annotation, biological process: early endosome to late endosome transport. Gene Ontology annotation, molecular function: phosphatidylinositol 3-kinase regulator activity; protein binding. The transcript has 15 exons. NCBI's taxonomy places the organism in Eukaryota, Metazoa, Chordata, Mammalia, Eulipotyphla, Soricidae.